Molecule: messenger RNA, 2060 nt
Organism: Gallus gallus (chicken)
Lineage: Eukaryota; Metazoa; Chordata; Aves; Galliformes; Phasianidae
Gene: SCG5
Product: secretogranin V
Exons: 6
Coding region: 92-718 (208 amino acids)
Biological process (GO): regulation of hormone secretion; neuropeptide signaling pathway
Cellular component (GO): secretory granule
Molecular function (GO): enzyme regulator activity
Source: RefSeq, marked validated
GGGGCUGCGCACGGAGGAUGCGCGGCCGCGGAGACGCUGCACCCGCAGAACCGCGUCGGGAGCGGGACGGAGGCUGCAGCUGGCUGCCAGGAUGGCAAGCGCCCUGCUUUGUACCACAGCGUUCCUGCUGCUCUUCGGGUUGGCCUCGGCUUACAGCCACAGCGCCAGAACUCCGGACAGGGUCUCUGAAGCCGACAUUCAGAGGCUGCUCCACGGGGUGAUGGAGCAGCUGGGCAUCGCCCGGCCCCGUGUGGAGUACCCAGCGCACCAGGCCAUGAACCUGGUGGGCCCACAGAGCAUUGAAGGUGGUGCACACGAGGGCCUCCAGCACCUGGGUCCUUACGGCAAUAUCCCAAACAUCGUGGCUGAACUGACAGGAGAUAAUAUACCAAAGGAUUUCAGUGAAGAUCAAGGCUAUCCUGACCCUCCAAACCCUUGUCCUAUUGGGAAAACAGUGGAUGAUGGGUGCCUAGAGAACACCCCGGACACCGCAGAGUUCAGCAGGGAGUACCAGCUGCACCAGCACCUCUUCGAUCCAGAGCACAACUACCCCAACACCGGCAAGUGGAGCAAGAAUUUACUCUUUGAGAAGAUUAACAGUGGUCCAAAAAGAAGAAAGAGGAGUGUGAACCCAUAUCUGCAAGGACAGCGACUGGACAAUGUUGUAGCAAAGAAGUCUGUUCCACAUUUUUCAGAUGAAGACAAGGGUCCUGAAUAAGUACAAUAAAAAUGAAUGAUGAAAACUCAUGCCAUCCUCUGCUAGAUCGUAAUAUUGCUUAUAUAUAAUCAUCUAUUAAAAUCCUUGUGAAUGGCAGCAUGUUUAUUAUUUAUAUAAUUGCAGAUGAAAAACAGCUGUAUUUAUAACAGUAUGUUCUCCUAGAUAACAAAAAUAUGGUUCUGUUUUUUGUUAAGCUAUGGUAAAAGGACAUUUCUGUUGUUUUUAUUUUAGCCAUGGAGAAAAUUUUUAAAUGUUCGUCAUUUUAAUAGCUAACGUGAGGUAAAUGGUCUUAAUGAGCAGCUUGUAAAUAGGAAGACAAAAAAAAAAAAUGCCCUGUCUGACUUUAGCAUUUAAUCUUAAAUGUUACUAUGUUUGACACAUGAAAAUUAUAGUUUUAUGUUUUGUUCACAAAUAUUGUUACUUAGCAAAGACAAAGUAUUUAUCUUAACCAGAGAAUUUUGGCUUUUGGUCUAUUUUAAUAAACAUUUAAGCAAUCUACAAGGUUUGCAAAGUGACGUUUUCCAAAAUAUUUCGUAGGCUCAUCUGUCUCAGUUAUUUCUGUGCAAAUUUAAAAAUUAAAGAGCUGCUUUUUGCAUCCAUCCACUUGAGUAUUUUUGUUAGUUUUAAUCAUUCCUUGCCCCUGAACCCCUUGCACGUAUUCCUUCUUUAUCAACAAGAAUUAAUCUCUGUUCUUUUGCCUUAGCAGCAGCAGCAGCAGCAGCAUUUGUGCUUUAUGAAAUGCUUAAAUUAAUGACCCUGGGAUGCGAUAAGUGAAGACAGAGGCCUUUAUCUUCGUUAACGAGGAUGUGCCAGCAUCCUCCAAAUGCAGGCCCGGGAUGUGAACGUCACUACAGCUGAUGGUCUGAAAAGCUGUGGUACCCCCACAACACUGGUAGCUACAGCUGCUCUGCCAGUCAGUGGGAAACUGACACUGUCCUUCUGCUAGGAGAAACUGAGGAACUUUAUAUGGCAGCAAAUUGAGGUCUGGCUUUCUAGAACAUGAGAAUAUAAAAUCAGAUAAGGUUUUUUUUUAUCCUCAGGAUGCAUCUGAAAACAUACAAGCCAAACAAGCUAUAUACUUGUGGCACUGGAACAGCAUUAGCUUACAGCUUUGAACUUCAAAUCUAUGAAAAAAAUAAUUGUAUGGCUUCCUUUCCUGUCCUACAAAGAGGCACAGUAACAUAACAGUGAUCCUUUAGAUAAAACAGAUAAGACACUAACAGAUACCAAAGGUCCUAGCUACGUAUGAUUUAACAACGUCACAAAUAUGACCAUGCAUAGCACUUGCUUUUUCUGUCCUACCAGUAAGUAACUCAUAAUAAAUGAUGCAUGCAGAGAGUUA